Molecule: messenger RNA, 2747 nt
Organism: Oreochromis niloticus (Nile tilapia)
Lineage: Eukaryota; Metazoa; Chordata; Actinopteri; Cichliformes; Cichlidae
Product: UDP-glucuronosyltransferase 2A2
Exons: 4
Coding region: 328-2013 (561 amino acids)
Molecular function (GO): UDP-glycosyltransferase activity
Source: RefSeq, a predicted model, not a curated record
AGACUGUGCUGACAAAACACUGGAAUUUAAUUCUUUAUUCAGUGAAAAUGAAAAGGUGUACAAUUUCAAUUAAUUCAUAAAUGGCGCACUAACUUUGAUCCAGAAUACAUAAACACACACCUUUGGAUUCCAAGUAUCCCUGCCACCUUUGAACACAGAUGGAUAGGGUUAUUACUUCCUGCCUUCCAGGCUUCAAUGUGCAUCCUGGAUUGUGAUUCAGUUCGUCUCUAUCCUGCAUAGCAACAUUAAUUGAACAGAUUUAGUUCAUUGGCGCUCUGAAAAACAGGCUCUUUACAUUUCUUGUGUGGAGAAACCAAACGUCCAGCAAUGAGGGUGCUCUAUUGCUGCACUGCUUUGCUGCUGCUCAUUUUUAUUCCCAGAGCCUGUGAAGGAGGCAACAUCUUAGUGUUUCCUUCAGAAGGCAGCCACUGGAUGAGGGUGUUCUGCUGCUGUACUGCUUUCCACCUGCUCAUCCUUAUUCCCACAGCCUGUGAAGGAGGCAACAUCUUAGUUUUUCCCUCUGAAGGCAGCCACUGGGUAAACAUGGACAUUCUACUAAAAGCUUUAGACUCUAGAGGACACAACAUCACUGUUUUACGUCCAAGUAACAGCUGGUAUUUAAAAGAUGACUCAUCUUAUAAUACCAUUACAGUUCCAGUGGAGAACAUCUUGAUUCAGAAAUUCAUCACAAGAAUUGUGUCCGAGGGCAUACUUUUCGAACGAGGGGCCAUCCCCUUGACGGAUAUUCUUCAAAGGAGUGUAGGGAUGUUCAACACAAUUCUUGAAGUUUACAAAGCUCUAGCUGAUUUUGUAUCUGCAAUACUAGAUGACAGUGACUUGAUAAGACAACUGAAAGACAGCAAGUUUGACCUGUUAAUUGCUGAUCCCUGUUCAGGUGUUGGAGUCAUUCUGGCCAAAUAUUUGAACCUUCCUUUGGUUUAUAAUGUUCGCUGGGUAAUAUUUACAGAGGCUCAUCUUUCCAUAGCUCCGUCACCAUUAUCUUACAUUCCUGUGACUGGAACUGGGAAUACUGACAAGAUGACCUUUUCUCAGAGAGUUACAAACAUGGUUUUACACAUCAUAACACAAAAAAUAAACAACCUGGCGGCUAAACUAGUAUACCAGAAAAUAACUGACAAAUAUCUUGGGCCUGGUUAUGAUUUUAAUGAGUUAAUAAUCGAUGCAGACAUUUGGCUGAUGAGAGUGGACUUUGUGUUUGAGUACCCACGUCCCACAAUGCCUAAUGUUGUUUAUAUCGGAGGGUUCCAGUGCAAACCUGCUAAACCUCUGCCUCAGCACUUGGAGGACUUUGUGCAGAGUUCUGGAGAGCAUGGCUUCAUCCUCAUGUCUUUGGGGACUUUUGUGACUGAACUUCCUGCUGACAUGGCAAAUGAGAUCGCUGCAGCUUUUGCUAAACUACCACAGAAAGUGAUCUGGAAGUAUAAAGGUGACAGACCAGCCACUCUGGGUAAUAACACUUUACUGGUGGACUGGAUGCCACAGAAUGACCUUUUAGGACAUCCAAAAAUAAAACUGUUUGUGGCACAUGGAGGAACAAAUGGAGUCCAAGAAGCCCUGUAUCAUGGAGUCCCAGUUGUAGGCAUAGCCUUUUAUUUUGAUCAGUAUGACAACCUGCUACGUCUGAAAGACAGAGGAGGAGCUAAGAUACUUACAUUAACUACAGUGGACAAAGACACCAACUUCCUGAGGGCCAUAGAGGAAGUCCUGAGUGAUCCCUCAUACAGGGCGAACAUGCAGAGACUUUCCAGGCUACACAGAGAUAAGCCAGUAAUGCCACUGGAUAACGCCCUCUUCUGGAUAGAGUUUGUCAUGAGGCACAAAGGAGCAGCUCACCUGAAAGCAGAGUCCUACAGAAUGCCCUGGUAUUCCUACCACUCUGUAGAUGUAGUUUUGUUCCUGGCUGGAGCUAUGCUGCUUGUGCUUUUAACUACUUUCUACCUUAUUAGGUGUAUAUACACUGGAAUGUGUAAAUAUAAAGUGAAACGUGAGUGACAACGUGAGGUAUUCUAGUGGGAUCGUGGGCUGAGCUUGACUUCCUGGUUUGCCUGAACUAAUGCUAUGUUCAGUUUUUUGUAAUUGAUCAUUAACCAUAAUAAUGAUAUAAAAUGCAGCUGCAUCUUUCUUUUUUGCUUCUUCUGCAACUUAUUCUAAACUCAGCUCAACAGUAUCGCAAUAACAAGUUGUAUUUGUCAGUUUCGGAGAGGCUAAUUUUCUCUCAUCACUCAAUGAGUGAAGACAAGAAGGAUUAAUCCAUACUGUAAGGCACCAUUUUGUCUUAAGCUGAAUAAAGCCAGAACAAAAAUGAUAUUAGUGCAAUUUAAAUUGCAUUUCAUAUGCAUUUAUGAGUUAAACCAAAAAUUCCCCCAAACGAAGUUCCACAUAUCAUUGGGAUCACUGUAAAUAAACUGCUCACCUCUGGGAAUUUAAAAUAUCUCCUGAGUUUGAUUACCUACUGCUUUCUUUGAUGCUUGAGCAAAACUACUUUAAACCCUCUUAAAGGAUAACAUGGAGAGAUUUACAAGGCUACAAGAUAAGACUACAUGAAAGUCACUGGAUAGCUCCCUCUUCUGGAUAUAGUUUUACCUGAAAGCAGAGUCCUAACAUACCCUGGUAUUCUUACCACUCUGUAGAUGUCGUUUUGUUUCUAGUGGGAACCAUGCUGCUUUUGCUUUUAACUGUUGUUUAUCUUGUAAGGUGAUGAAACACUGCAUUAUGCACAUAUAAAA